Prunus armeniaca (apricot) is the source of this 3213-nucleotide messenger RNA. The record is from the annotation of a GenBank genome assembly. Lineage: Eukaryota; Viridiplantae; Streptophyta; Magnoliopsida; Rosales; Rosaceae.
AUGCAGCUGCUUAGAUGUGGAUUGGUUGGCAGUUUAAUCUCAAAGAAUUGCGCGGAUGUGAUUGGCUUACCUUCGAGAAACUCUCUUUCUAAAUUGGUUGAAGAAAGGGAAACUCAACUUUCAACCUUCAUGGCUCAAAGGGAUUUUAUAGAUAUUAGUUCAUCUGAUAGUGAAACAGAGAGGGAAGAAGGGGAAUCUGUCAACAGUAGAAUUCUUCCACCUUGGGCAUCUGGAACUGGCUCAAAUCCGAGUAAAGAUUAUGCUGGGCAGUCUAGAAAGGUGCCUUCUCCUAGAAGAGCAUAUGCUUCUAAUGGAAGCUCUCCUAAUUUUAAUCACCAUGCACAGGUGAAACAGAAGUUUCAUCCCAGUUCAAGUGAUGACAUAAGAACCUCAAGUCGACAGGCGGCUCGAGCACAUUUUGGAAAUGUGGAACAGCCUCAGAAUUCACGAAUCGCUAAUAUUUCUGUUAAGGACUAUGAGAAAAUCUCAUCCCAACGGGAUUUGAAGAGGACCCUUCCCCCAUCUCUGCAGAAUGCAAGAGAUAACAUGGCCCACAGUCAGUUUGGUGAUACUUAUGGAACCAAUGGCAAGGGAUUUAUGAGAGACCAUUCUACCAGGGGCAAUGCCAAUGAAUUUGUUAGGCCUGAGAGCAGUGCGAGUAGGGUCCUGCCUCCCACUUUCAUGCAUGGAAAGUCAUUUUCUACUUCACAGUUUGCUAGUUCAAGUGACCCCGCAUACCAUCCUGGCAUAGGUGAAGAAAGGGUCACUGAUAGUGAUGAGAGACUGAUAUAUCAAGCAGCACUAGAGGAUCUCAAUCAACCAAAAGUUGAAGCUACUCUACCUGAUGGUCUUUUGUCGGUCCCUCUUUUACGACAUCAGAAAAUUGCUUUGGCAUGGAUGCUUCAAAAGGAAACUAGAAGUCUGCAUUGUCUAGGUGGAAUCUUAGCAGAUGAUCAGGGCCUUGGUAAGACUAUCUCAAUGAUUGCCCUUAUACAAAUGCAGAGGUUUUUGGAUUCACAAUCAAAAUCUAAAGAUUUAGGCAAUCAUAAAACUGAAGCUUUAAAUUUGGAUGAUGAUGAAGACAAUGGCAGUGGUGGUUUAGAUAAAGUCAACAAGACUGAGGAAUCUGAUGAUAUUCGAUCAACUCCAGAAGUUAGUACAUCUGCACGGUCAUUCAAAAAGCAGAGGCCAGCAGCGGGUACAUUGGUUGUGUGUCCAGCAAGUGUUCUUCGACAGUGGGCUAGGGAGCUGGAUGAUAAGGUCGCAGAGGAAGCAAAGCUGCGUGUCCUUAUUUAUCAUGGAGGCAGCAGGACAAAGAAUCCUGAAGAACUGGCUGGCUAUGAUGUGGUUCUCACGACAUAUUCUAUUGUAACCAAUGAAGUCCCGAAACAACCUUUAGUUGAUGAUGAUGAAUCUGAUGAGAAAAAUGGGGAAAAAUAUGGAAUAUCUUCUGAAUUUUCAAUUAAUAAGAAGAGAAAAAAGGCUCCUGUUGUUAGUAAGAAGGGAAAGAAGGGCAGAAAAGGAAUUGAUAGUUCCUCUUUUGAUUGCGGUUCUGGUCCCCUUGCAAGAGUGGGUUGGUUUAGGGUGAUACUGGAUGAAGCUCAGACAAUUAAGAAUCACAGAACUCAAGUGGCUAGAGCCUGCUGUAGCCUUCGAGCCAAAAGAAGGUGGUGUUUGUCCGGCACACCUAUACAAAAUGCCAUUGAUGAUUUAUACAGCUACUUCAGAUUUCUGAAAUAUGAUCCCUAUGCUGUAUAUAAGUCAUUUUACAGUACCAUUAAGGUUCCAAUAUCUAGAAAUUCAAUCCACGGUUACAAGAAGCUCCAAGCAGUUCUGAGGGCUAUAAUGUUGCGUCGAACAAAAGGAACAUUGAUCGAUGGCCAACCUAUAAUUGAAUUACCGCCAAAAACAAUACAUUUGAGUAAAGUGGAGUUCUCAUCUGAGGAGCGGGCCUUCUAUACCAAGCUAGAAGCUGAUUCACGUACUAAAUUCAAGGCAUAUGCUGCUGCUGGGACAGUUAAUCAAAACUAUGCAAAUAUCCUUUUGAUGCUUUUGCGCCUCCGGCAGGCUUGUGACCACCCACAGCUUGUUAAGGGAUAUGACUCUGACUGUGUUGGGAAAGAUUCUGUGAAAAUGGCAAGGCAACUUCCUAAGGAUAUGCUUUUGGAUCUACUGCAUCUCCUGGAAACUUCCUUGGCCCUUUGUCGUGUAUGCAAUCUACAUCGUGCACAGCAGGGAGGCUGUGAUGACUCCCUGAGAUACACGGUGCUUGCUUGUUAUUCCUAUGUGAAAAUGGUCUCAGCGUUUCAGGAUCCACCUGAAGACCCUGUUGUUACUAUGUGUGGCCAUGUUUUCUGCUAUCAGUGUGUAUCAGAAUAUUUGACUGGUGAUGACAAUAUGUGCCCUGCUAUUGAAUGUAAAGAACAAGUUGGUCCUGAUAACGUCUUCUCCAAAUCCACUCUCAUAAGUUGCCUAUCUAAUGAUCUUGAUGGUAGUUCAAUGAAUUCUCAGUCGGAUGAGAAAUCAAUUGUGGUACAGAAUGAGUAUAGUUCAUCUAAAAUCAGAGCUGUUAUUAAGAUUUUGCAGUCUCAUUGCCAGUUAAACGACUCAAAUUCGGAACUGUACAACUCUACUGGACGCAAUGGAGACCCUUAUUUUGGAACUGAAAUCACAGAUAGUAGCUAUUCAGGUGUUGAUGUUGUAAAGCACACAACAGUAGUUUCAAACUCCCCAAAUGAUGGACCAAUAAAAGCAAUUAUUUUCUCCCAAUGGACUAGCAUGUUGGAUUUAGUUGAAACAUCACUGAACCAAUAUUGUAUACAGUACAGAAGGCUGGAUGGUACAAUGAGUCUGGCAUCAAGAGACAGGGGUGUCAAAGAUUUCAACACUGAUCCUGAGAUCACUGUUAUGCUUAUGUCCUUAAAGGCAGGAAACCUUGGUCUGAACAUGGUUGCUGCAUGCCAUGUUAUCCUUUUGGACCUGUGGUGGAAUCCAACUACUGAAGAUCAAGCUGUUGAUCGGGCACAUAGAAUUGGACAGACUCGACCUGUUACUGUAACACGUCUCACUAUUAAGGAUACAGUGGAGGACAGGAUUUUAGCUCUACAGGAAGAGAAGAGAAAAAUGGUUGCGUCUGCUUUUGGCGAAGAUCAUAGUGGGGGAUCUGCCGCACGUCUGACAGUUGAGGAUCUCAGAUACCUAUUUAUGGUUUAG